Molecule: messenger RNA, 1031 nt
Organism: Cantharellus anzutake
Lineage: Eukaryota; Fungi; Basidiomycota; Agaricomycetes; Cantharellales; Hydnaceae
Exons: 3
Source: RefSeq, a predicted model, not a curated record
CGCCGCUCAACACGCAGCUGCCACCUCAGCCGCAUUAGGGGCAGCUGGUGCCGCGGUUUAUGGCAAAGCUCGCGAGGCCGUUCCUCAAUCUGUACAAGAACGCUUUCCAGAGAGGAGUACCGCUCCUGGUGGCACUGGAACUGGUGCAGGUGGUAAAAGGAAUGUGGAUAUGAUGCCCGUCAAGGAGACUGCCACAUUGCCAAGUGGGGAUAAGGGUCAGGGUCCGAUGGGUGGUGUUGGAUCAUUGCCCGGUGGACGCGAUGAAGAAGGUGUGGCGUUACUGCCUGAGGAAAAGGCUCACCCUGAUCCAACGCUCGUUGACAACGCUGGGGCCAAGCGCAAUAUUCAUUUGGUUUCUCCCUACGACACUGAGUCUCCAUACUCUGACGUAGAAGCGAACAAGAUCGCCGCUCCUCCCUCUGCCCCAGCCCCAAUUGGGCUGGCGGGUAAAGCUGCGCAUCUCGCACAGAGUGUGGGUGCCUCGGGGGUUGGGUCUAAAUUCCAAGAAGCAGAUGAGUCUCAUCGUUUCAAGGGGGAAGAAAAAGUGCACCAGAGAAUUGUAACUGGCGCUGUGGACACUAGCCUCAGUUCUACAGGGGGACAUCCCGAGAAAGUGAACGUUCAGUCAUCGGACCAAACCAAAGGUGGUCAAGAUAGCGCAUCGAGCGACGAGACGAGGAAGAAGCCUAGCUUUAUGGAUAAAUUGAAAGGAGAGGCGAAGAUUUUCAGCGGAAAGUUGGGGAAGAAUGAGGAGAAAGUUGAGGAAGGGAGAGCGUUGAAGAUGGGAGUCAGUCCGGUUUCGCCUACAUACACUAAGUAAGGGAUGAUGUCGUUGGAGGAUUUUCUCGGCUAAGCUUGCGUGUUUUCGCCCAUUCACGCUUCUGCGUCUUGUUUCUCUUUCUUUCGCUGCUGUUACCACUACAGCCCGUCUUAUUCCAUCGUGCCCAUAUGGCAUCUCUAUUUGUUCGCCCACAAUUAAUGUACAAUACUAGGUGGAUCGUCGACAAAUUGGAAAUUGACUAAUUUUCGAU